Messenger RNA from Lutra lutra (Eurasian river otter), 3844 nucleotides. RefSeq names its product methylcrotonyl-CoA carboxylase subunit 2 (gene MCCC2). Gene Ontology annotation, molecular function: methylcrotonoyl-CoA carboxylase activity. NCBI's taxonomy places the organism in Eukaryota, Metazoa, Chordata, Mammalia, Carnivora, Mustelidae. Gene Ontology annotation, cellular component: methylcrotonoyl-CoA carboxylase complex; mitochondrion. The record is from RefSeq and is a predicted model, not a curated record. The transcript has 17 exons. Gene Ontology annotation, biological process: L-leucine catabolic process. Bases 155 to 1846 code for a protein of 563 amino acids.
GGCUGGCCUGAGAACCUGGGAGGAGCCAGACGGGUUGGGGCUGCAGGGAGAGCGGUGUGGUGCUCCGAAUCCGGGAAGCCCGAGGUGAAAGAGCCAGCUCUGAGCCUUCCCAGGCCCCUCUCUGGCGCUGGUCCCUCGCUCUCUGCCGGCUGUCAUGUGGGCUGCCCUGAGGUUAGCCCUGAGACCGUGCGCCCGCUCCUUUGUCCCCGGGCUGCGCGCUUAUCACGGGGACUCGGUGGCCACGCUGGGCACCCAGCCAGACUCGGGCUCUGGCAUCUACCAGGAAAACUAUGAGCAGAUGAAAGCACUAGUAAAUCAACUCCGUGAACGAGUGCAGAAAAUAAAAUUAGGAGGCAAUGAGAAAGCCCGACAACUCCACAAAUCAAGAGGAAAACUUUUAGCCAGAGAAAGAGUGGACGGUCUUAUAGACCCAGGGUCUCCAUUUCUGGAAUUAUCUCAGUUUGCAGGUUACCAGUUAUACACGAAUGAGGAGGUCCCCGCUGGUGGCAUUAUUACAGGCAUUGGGAGAGUAUCAGGAGUAGAAUGCAUUAUUGUUGCCAAUGAUGCCACCAUCAAAGGAGGUACCUACUACCCAGUGACUGUGAAGAAACAUUUACGGGCGCAGGAAAUUGCAAUGCAAAACAGACUCCCCUGCAUCUACUUGGUUGAUUCAGGAGGAGCAAACUUACCUCGACAAGCAGAAAUAUUUCCAGAUCGAGAUCACUUUGGCCGUAUUUUUUAUAACCAGGCAAUUAUGUCUUCUCAAAAUAUUGCACAGAUAGCGGUGGUCAUGGGCUCUUGUACGGCAGGUGGUGCUUAUGUGCCUGCGAUGGCUGAUGAAAACGUCAUUGUACGCAAGCAGGGUACCAUUUUCUUGGCAGGACCCCCACUGGUGAAAGCCGCCACUGGAGAGGAAGUGUCCGCUGAGGACCUCGGGGGUGCUGACCUGCAUUGCAGAAAGUCCGGAGUGUCCGACUACUACGCUUUGGAUGACCAUCAUGCCCUUCACCUAACUAGGAUGAUUGUGAGGAAUCUAAAUUACCAGAAGAAAUUGGAUGUUACUGUAGAACCUUCUGAGGAUCCUUUAUUUCCUGCUGAUGAAUUGUAUGGAAUCGUUGGUACUAACCUUAAGAGGCACUUUGAUAUUAGAGAGGUCAUUGCUAGAAUCGUGGAUGGAAGCAGAUUCAAUGAGUUCAAGGCCUUCUAUGGAGACACAUUAGUUACAGGAUUUGCUAGAAUAUUUGGAUACCCUAUAGGUAUCGUUGGAAAUAAUGGAGUUCUCUUUUCUGAGUCUGCAAAAAAGGGGGCUCACUUCAUCCAGAUGUGCUGCCAAAGGAAUAUUCCUCUGCUGUUCCUUCAAAACAUUACAGGAUUUAUGGUUGGUAGAGAAUAUGAAGCUGAAGGGAUUGCCAAGGAUGGUGCCAAGAUGGUGGCUGCUGUAGCCUGUGCCAAAGUGCCUAAAAUAACCAUCAUCAUUGGGGGGUCUUAUGGGGCUGGAAACUAUGGGAUGUGUGGCAGAGCAUAUAGCCCAAGAUUCCUCUACAUGUGGCCGAACGCUCGCAUCUCGGUGAUGGGAGGAGAGCAGGCAGCCAAUGUGUUGGCCACAGUAGCAAAGGACCAAAGAGCACGUGAAGGGAAACAAUUCUCCAGUGCUGAUGAAGCAGACUUAAAAGAGCCCAUCAUUAAGAGAUUUGAAGAAGAGGGAGACCCUUACUAUUCCAGUGCAAGGCUGUGGGAUGAUGGGAUUAUUGAUCCGGCAGACACCAGACUGGUCUUGGGUCUCAGUCUUAGUGCGGCGCUCAACGCACCAAUCCAGAAGACUGACUUUGGCAUCCUGAGGAUGUAACUGGAAUCCAAGGCUUCUUCCAUGGGAUGUGCACCAAAAAUGGAUGUGCUAGUAGCCUUAAAAUUUUAGACUUUCCCAAAUGUGGCUGUUACAGUGAAAUUGUUUCCUGAACAGAGUGCAUUUUACUUUUCUACCUUAAAAAAAAAAAAAAAGUGAGGAUAUUUAUUUGAUGUGUUUUAAUUCUCUGUCCAUUUUCUUAGAGAAAUUUUUCUGCGGCCCAGAUUUACAACCCAUAAAAUGAAGAGAAUAACUUACAGUUAGCCUUUUUAACCCACAUGUAGUGUGAAAAGUCCCCUAACCUAUAAAUUCCAGGGAUGAUUGAGGUUGUUCACAGAAAGUUGUUUUUCCACUGAAAUGGUUGCUUUGGUGAUUAUGCAUGAUGCUGUUUUAACACACACAGUUUUUAAAAGCAUCUAUUACUUUGCCUCUCAGCCACCAUCCUGCUCCUUUUCCUAACAGUCAGACUUGCUGCUGUCUGCUCUGGGGGCUCCCUUUCCUCCCCAUCUCUCUUCAUCCCUCUCCUCACUGACUUCCACUGCCAAGAGCCCUCUCCAAGGUUGGCCUCCAUGUUGCUGAAGCCAGUGGGUUCUUUCCCGAUGUUACUGGACUAAAUUCUCUGCGGCACGAAGAGCAGUUGAACACUUGUUCCUAGCAGUGCUAUCCUUAGCUUCCAGACUGUAACUCUAGGUUUUCUACCAAACUCUUUGGCCCAUUUUGUUCUGUCUCCUUUGCCAGGCCCUUUUCCUCCACACAUUUCUCUCCCACCCCCUUCUCCAUUUGUCCCAAUUUUUCAUUAGUAAAACAUAAAUAGAUUCUGAUUCUGAAAGAUACAAAAACAACAUGAACGUAUCUCCUCAUUCUUUUUUAAAAAUUGUGGUAAAAUAUAUAUAACACAAAAUGUACCAUUUUAACCAUUUUUAGCUGCACAGUUCUGUGGCAUGAAAUCUAGUCACAUGGCUAUGCAACCAGGCCACUGUCCAGCUCCAGAACUUUUCAUCAUUCCAAACUGAAACUCUGUUAUGAAACUCCCCAUUCCUUCUCCUCAGCCCCUAGCCCUCUCUUCAUUCUUAAAUGGGGGUGUUUCUCAUGGUUUGGUUUAUUCUCAUCAGGUCAUUUUAGCCCUUAUGGCUUCAGUUGCUGUCUGAAUGUGGAUGAUUCCUGCAUUCACACUGUUCUCCCUGAGCUCCAGACCUGUGUAUCUUAACAGGUCUACUGGAUGUCUGCACCGAUGGUCUUAUAGGAACCUCAGAUUCAAUCAUUCAAUCAUCAAGAUCCAUUGAUUUUGCCUCCUAUCUUUUGAAUUCCCCAUUAUUUUUGUCUUUCACUACCAUGGGCUUUAGAAGUGGUCUCCUGCAUCCAGUCUUAGCUAGUACUGCCUCUCUCUUACUGUGAGAUGAAGAUGACCAUUCUAAGUGUGCAUCUGGUAUGUUCCUCCCUUGCUUAAAUGUCUCACUGGUUCCCUGUAGAAGUACCAGACCCCUCAUGCUCUCUAGGACCACGAUCAUCACAUCCCUUCUUCUGUCUCAUCUGUGACUCUUCCUCAUGCUCAGUGCUCCAGCUGUUCUAGAUUUUUUGUUCCUUGGACCUAUAGAGUCCUUCCCACCUUGGGGUCCACCACCCAGAGUUCCCUCUGCCGGUACCAUUCUACCUUCCCUUAAACACUUACCUUUUUGUCUCUUUGACUCCCCUGGGCUGGAUAUUAGACACUAUGUGCUCUUGUAAAGCACCAGCCACUUUCUCUGUGUUACAUAUAUAUGAGAAACAUAAAUAUUUCUUUAAUAUUGGCUUCCUGCUAGAGGGUAAGCUCUCUGAGAGCAAGGAUGUGCUGUUUAGCCUGCAUCUCUAGUCCCUAGCACUUAUAGGUGCUUACAUGUUUGUUGAAUGGAUGAGAAAAGCCAGAUUUUAAUUGAUGUCUUCAGACCACAUUACAACGAAGUGAUUGAUUGUAUCAUCUAAUACAACUAUCCAGUGCUUUCCUAAUAAAAUUAAUAUUUCAAA